AUGGAAUAUGACGUCGACACCCGGACAAAAAUUGAAUUUGCAACAAAGCAUCGUAUCGAUCUCUCAGAAAAUGAGCUGAGUGGUGAGAUACCAGUAGAGUUUGGAGGUCUUAAGGAGCUGCAAGCUCUCAAUCUUUCUCACAACAAGUUAUCAGGAGUGAUACCAAACAGCUUUACAGGUCUGAAGAAUGUAGAAAGUCUUGAUCUUUCUUUCAACAGAUUACAAGGUCAGAUCCCGCAAGAACUAACAGAGCUGAGCAGCCUCGCUGUCUUCAAGGUCUUAUACAACAACUUAUCAGGAGUCAUUCCACAGGGAAGACAAUUUAAUACAUUUGAUAAACAAAGCUACUUUGGUAAUCCUCUUCUCUGUGGACAACCAACCAAUAAAAGUUGUGACAGUAAUAACUUUCAAGAAUCAGAUAAUGGAGUGGAACCUGAUGAAUCCAUACUCGAUAUGGUUUCUUUCUACUGGAGUUUUGCUUCAGCCUACGUGACAAUACUUCUUGGGAUACUUGCAUCUCUCUCAUUUCAUUCUCCUUGGAGCAGGUUUUGGUUCUACACCGUUGAUGAUUUCAUCCACAAGGUUAAGAAUUCGUUAUGGUAA
This is a messenger RNA of Arabis nemorensis, 603 nucleotides long. NCBI's taxonomy places the organism in Eukaryota, Viridiplantae, Streptophyta, Magnoliopsida, Brassicales, Brassicaceae. The record is from the annotation of a GenBank genome assembly.